Ilex paraguariensis (yerba mate) is the source of this 400-nucleotide messenger RNA. NCBI's taxonomy places the organism in Eukaryota, Viridiplantae, Streptophyta, Magnoliopsida, Aquifoliales, Aquifoliaceae. The record is from the annotation of a GenBank genome assembly.
AUGGCAUCAACUACAAAAUCACCAACCAUUUUGGUCUUUCUCUUAUUACUCUUCUUUGUCCCUCUCUUUGCUCGUCCUCUAGAUGUUUCAAUGGCAUCCAUGGCUUCCUCAAUAUCAGUUCAACGAGUCCUUCUGUACUCUCCCAUAACCAUGCAAUCCACCAUGAAUUCCAAUCCAGGACGACCCGAGACAACAGGGACAACUACUACUACUGCUGCUGCUACUGCUAUUACCACCACAAGUAACUCGAAUCGGCAGUUUUGGGCAGCUGCCCAUGAAGUUCCAAGCGGUCCGAAUCCGGAGUCCAACAAGUGAGGAAGUGACUAUGCUAUGAAACGGAAUCUGACCCACAGGGGCAGUGGUGUCAGAUUUAUUUGUGCAGUGACUAGCAAUAUAGGGA